AUGGAUAGCUCGGACGAAGAGCACGUCGAGGAGGAGAGCGGUGAGGCUCGCCAGAGAAGCGGCAGACACCAUACAUCCCCAGCAUCCAACCGCCAGCAGCUCCAAUCCUCCACCGGCGUAGCGCGAAACGACAGAGGUGGCUGGGGUGCCGAGGGCAACGGCAACGAUCCACAGCACACGAGCCAGCACGAAGCGCACGAGGUACGACUCCCACCGAGGCACGCCCGCGCGAUCCGUCGCAGCAGCGCCGUCGUGCACGACGAGGACGACGUGCCCACCGAGAAGGAGGAAGAGGAGGAACGGGAGGACGACGACUCUGCAGAUGAAGGAGGAGGCGCUGUACGGCGCAAGUUACCCCCGUCGAGGGGAUCCAGCCUCCCGGCGGCCGCCCAGCUGUAUCCGCCGCAGCGAUUACCGGGUCGUGCCCUGCAGCACAAGCCCAGCCUCGACGUGCAGGGCCUCCAACAGCGACGACGCCCAAAGGUGCUGCCCUUCCGCAAGACGUCGCUCCCGGCAUCGAUGUUCGGCUCGCAGCAGCGGAGGGACGCCGAGGCUGCCCUGCAUCGCCAGCCGCUCCUCGAUCGUACCUACCGGCAGAUGGAAGCCAGUUCGCGCUGGCCCGAAGGAGGCCCUUCGCCGCGCGACGAGGAGCGCCUCGGCCAGGGCGACGACACGGGCCGGUUCCCGCAUGUCACGAGAAUGACCACAACCACAGACAUGCCUGCCGUAGACGACGAUGGCUACUAUGAUUUCGAGAUGCGACAGCGGUCGGGCAUGCGCAGCGCGCGCGGCUCCACCCACAGUUUUGCCACUCGAUCUCGGGCACGCUCACCAUCACCCUCAUCGCGCCGACCAUCUGCCAGCCCUUUCGACCCGAUGGCCACCGCCGAAAUGUUCACCACCAACCGCAUACCGCCGUCGCGCAAGUAUCAGGAAAUCAAUCCCGAUGCUCCAGACGAGCUGCCACCAUCAAAACCUGCUCCCAUCAUGCUCCUCAAGCCGAAGAGGAAGCGCAAAGUCAGCGCCUUUUACCGCUGCUUCAGCUGGUUCUGGACGGCGUUCACGUGGCGAUUUACCAAGGCACUGUGGCCGCUCAUGCCCUCUGUCAUACUCCUCAUGCUUGCUGGUAUUCUAGCUGCGCUCUUCAACAUUUUCUACGACGUGGAUUGGGAAGGAACGCGGUCGUGGCGCUGGAUGGUUUGGGCCGGAGCGGUGAUCGCGGUCUUCGUGGUAUCGAACUACGUGUUUGCGAUAAUCAUGUGGGUUCUCAAGCGCCUCAUCUUCGAGACAAAGGUCUUCUACUACAUCAACACGGUGUCUACAACGUUGAGCUGUUUCGUAUCUUCGAUUGUCCUGCUGGCGACCUCCGGAACCAUCCUCACAGGGUGGAACAGCACUCCUCGCUGGUGGAUCACCAAAAUUUUAACGGCGCUGCUCGUCAUUUCGAUUCUUCACUUCUUUGUCAUUCUCGGCACCAAGUACCUCAUCGUCAAGUUGCACCGGGAGCAGUUCUGGGAGUCCAUUUCCAAGUUCCUGAUUUCUGAGCGGAUCAUCUGGAAGAUGGCCUACGGCAUUCGGCGCAAGGAGUCUGUGAAGCGUUCACAUGUUCUGCGCAAGCCCUCCAUGCAUCACUUCCAGAAUGCGUGGCAGUGGAUGUUGGACAAGCGCGCCAAUCCCUACCUCGAUGUUACGUCAUACGACAUGGACAGUAGUGCCAGAGCCGAGCCACCACUCGAGCACUCCGCCUCAGUCGCUCGAGUCAUCCUCAAAAAUCUCGACACCUACUGCAAGGGCUAUCUUGAGGAGGAGGACUUUGACCAGUUCUUCGAGUACGAGGAUGACGUCCAGGCUGCUCUCCGGCUCUUCCCCCGAGGUCAAACAAUCGAUCUGGCGCUGAUCACCGAAGCCGUGCAUCGUGUACACAAGGACAGGAAAUCGCUGUACAAGACACUGUUCGAUCGCGAGAACGCGGGCAAAGUGUUGACCUACAUCAUCACCAUCUUCUUUGCCAUCAUCAUGGUCUUCGUGGUCAUGCUAAUCUUCGAGCUGAGCAUCACAGAAUACCUCAUCCCGUUGGGCACCUUCUUCCUGGGCUUUUCCUUCAUUUUCGGCGCUUCGCUCAAGAACGUGUGGGAAGGCGUGGUGCUCAUCUUUGCCGUGCGGCCCUUCGACAUCGGCGACAGAAUCACAAUUCCUGAUCUCAUUCGCGUUGGGAACAACACAGGCACCACGUAUCCGACGUUGAUUGUCUCCAAGAUCAGCCUGUUCACGACCACGUUCUUUGCCACAGACGGUCGGUGCUUCAUCAUCCCCAACCAGCAGCUGUACGCGCUGCCCAUCACGCAGUACAAGCGGAGCAAGAACUACGCCGUCAACGUGAGCGUGCACCUCGACUUCUGCACCCCCGCCGAAAAGAUCAUCAUGCUGCGCGAGAAGGUCUACGAGUGGAUGAAGCAGGACAGCGCCCCUUGGCUGAUCCGUACGGACGAGGACUGGAUGUUCUGGGUGGACCAGAUCGAAAACAACAACAAGAUCACCGUCGUCUUCUGGAUCGAGCUACAAGACAUCAACUGGCAGCGACCGCGGUUCUACCUGGUGCCCAAGAGCAAUCUCUACCUCGCCAUCCAGAGGGCGUGCGAGGAGCUCGCCAUCACUUACCACCUCCCCGACCAACCGAUCCUUCUCAAGAAGGUGCAAGAGGUGCCGGCCGACCCUCAACAGCCGUCGUCGUCCGCCCUCAACCACGAGAAGCUCGCCCAAUUCGUGGAGUCAUAA
Acanthamoeba castellanii str. Neff is the source of this 2775-nucleotide messenger RNA. RefSeq names its product transporter, small conductance mechanosensitive ion channel (MscS) family protein. Bases 1 to 2775 code for a protein of 924 amino acids. Gene Ontology annotation, molecular function: mechanosensitive monoatomic ion channel activity. Gene Ontology annotation, biological process: monoatomic anion transport; transmembrane transport. Gene Ontology annotation, cellular component: plasma membrane. The transcript has 23 exons. The record is from RefSeq and is a predicted model, not a curated record. NCBI's taxonomy places the organism in Eukaryota, Discosea, Longamoebia, Acanthamoebidae.